GCGAGGGGCGGGGCCUGCGCUCUGAUUGGUCCAGAGCGCGGAGGAGGCGGGAGCAGCUCGGGGAAAGCGGCGCGCUGAUUGGCUGAGGGCGGGAGCGUCUGGCGCGGUUAAGAAGACGCCGGUUUGAGAAGUUUUAAACUGAACCGAAGCUCCGCAACGAAAAACCACAAAGUCCAGGAAAAACACCGGGAAAAACACCGGGAAAAACACCGGGAAUAACACCGGGAACAAGCCCCACGCGGCCGCGCACGGACGCGCCGGAGCAUGGUCCAGCACAUGGAGCUCGGGGUCGUGAAGCCCGAGGCGGAGCGCGGAGCUUUGCCGGGGCAGAGGUCGUGCCGCGCGGCCGCGGGACACAUCAAGAGACCGAUGAACGCGUUUAUGGUCUGGUCCAAGAUCGAGCGGCGGAAGAUCACGGCGCGGGCCCCGGACCUGCACAACGCGGAGAUCUCCAAACAGCUGGGCCGCCGCUGGAAGUCCCUCCCCGAGGCCGACAAGGUCCCGUUCAUCCGGGAGGCGGAGCGGCUCCGGCUCCAGCACAUGGCGGACUACCCGGACUACAAGUACCGGCCCAAGAAGAAGGCCCGGACCGACGGCUGCCCCGCGGCCAGAGCCCCCGCCCCCACCGCAGCCCCCGCCCCCCGGGGCCCCCGCACAAACCCGCCCCCCCGACCUCCGGGACCCCCGGUCCACAAGAAACCCCGCACCGGGAGAACCGCGGGCCCCGGCGGGAGGAGCGGCUCCCACAGGCCGCAGCACAGACUCCCGCACCCGGGGCUGGACGAGCAGAGACACCGCUACCCCGAGCACCGAGUCCCCGAGCACCGAGUCCCCGAGCACCGAGUCCCCGAGCACCGAGUCCCCGAGCACCGGUUCUUCGAGGCUUCGGACUCUGACGAUGACGACUCUGAGGAGGAGGAGGAGGAGGAGGAGGGGGGGCGGGGAUACGUCUCCGUGACGACCGAGCGGCGCCGUUACAUCAUCCACAAAACGCUGACGAGACACAACUCGACCUCCGACCCCGAAGAGCCAGACCUGGAUGACACUCGCUCCGAGGACCUGAGUGAGGACUUCCCUCUUAGCCCCGCCCUCUCCGACCCCUGGACCUCGCCCGGCCCCGCCCUCUGCCCGCCCUCAAACCCGCUCCUGACCCUGGACCAGGACCUGGACCUGGACCUGGACUUGGACUGGUGCAGCGAGGUCUCGGUCCGGUCCCACUUCGAGUUCCCAGACUACAGGACCCACAGGGACUGGCUCCAGGCCCACCUCACGGACCUGGUCUUCAGCUACUGAACCGGGACCCGAACCAGGACCGGCUCUGGACCAGGACCGGCUCUGGACCAGGACCUGAGAGGGACUUCACGUGGAUCGUUCUUGGACUGUUUGGACUAAAAACGUUGAUAUUUCAGACGGAUAUUUGGCCUCGUUGGCGUUUGGACUUUGGGAAACGGCGAUGGACAGUUUGAAAAUAAAAAAAUAAAAAUAUCGGUCGGGUUUAUCGGUUUCUCUGGAUUCUAAAUAAUCGGCUCUGCAGCUAAAACCCACCAAGUCCGGACUUUGGAACACUAAUACCUCUAAUGAACUGCCUCAGCAUAUAGACCUGGUUUAGUCCUGGUUUAGUCCCAGGCCGUCGGUUUAGAUCUGGUCCUUGGAUUUUGUUUUUUUCGUUCGUGUCGCUUGAAGGCUUCACCUUUGACCCCGACCCCUCCCCCCUCAAACUGUGACCCCCGACCCCAAACAAAGACUCAGGCGACACAGAACCACCUCCAAAAACCAGGACUAAACCAGGUCUAAACCAGGACUCAGCUCUGGACCCGUCCAAGGCUCAGAUUUUUAGCAGAGUCAUGUUUUUGUGAAGGCACUUGACUCGGACCUUCUGGACUCGGGGCCUUUGGACUCUGGACUCGGGGCCUUUGGACUCUGGACUCUGUAUCGACGGUGCUCAAAUGUUGGUUUUGUUUUGGGCCGUUCUGGAUUUUGUUCUUGUUUUUUUGUGCAAUACGUUUGUGAAAUAAACGCUGAGACUCAAAAUGUUUCUGUUUAAACAUUUGUGAACAAAAACACC
This is a messenger RNA of Boleophthalmus pectinirostris (great blue-spotted mudskipper), 2065 nucleotides long. RefSeq names its product transcription factor Sox-11-like. NCBI's taxonomy places the organism in Eukaryota, Metazoa, Chordata, Actinopteri, Gobiiformes, Gobiidae. Gene Ontology annotation, biological process: negative regulation of transcription by RNA polymerase II; neuron differentiation; anatomical structure morphogenesis. Gene Ontology annotation, molecular function: DNA-binding transcription activator activity, RNA polymerase II-specific; RNA polymerase II cis-regulatory region sequence-specific DNA binding. The record is from RefSeq and is a predicted model, not a curated record.